AUAAAGCAUGCCACGCUGAAGCCCUUCCCCUUAGGCCUAGGCCCUCGCCUCACCAAGCGACAGGUAGAGGUGACAACCGGGUCGCUCGUUCAUGGACCCAGGUAACGACACACAAUGCCAUGGAACAAAGUCCUGCUCAUCGAGGGCAUCUGACCCUGGGUGCACGAAUGAAUUAACUGAGUUAAUGUUGACUACGUUCCUGAUUAGUAUUCACGGAGUAAUUGGUGACCACACCAAAAUGUCGUUCAAGUGCGAGGUCCAGAGGCCUCGAGGGCUGGGAUUUACCCAUCGGAGCCGUCCGCUCACACGCCGUUAGUAAGGGUUCCGCCGACUUCACUGGAGGGAGUAAAGUCACUUUUGGAAAUCGCCUUCGCCAGCGAAGUCCGCCAUGGUCCGGACUGGAGUCGCCCCAGGAGCCGCUACCGGAACUUGACCAGCUCCCUUUCGGCGUCGCGCCCGCCUUCCUGGACCAGACCGGAAGUGGCUUCCGGACAGCCGCCGCCGCAGCUCCGUAAAGCAAGAUGGCACUUCUCUCUGAGGCUAUUAUCUCCAUUUUAUAGCUAGUAUUCCUCUUCUCACCAGUUACUCUCGAUUUCCAUCCCGCGCCCUAAUUUUCGUCAGCACCACAUUCAUGUUUUUCUUUCAUUCAGCCUUGGUGGAGGAUGGUCUGGAGGCAACCUAGAACCAGCCUGAGCAGCGUGGGGCACCAUUUUGUACGGAAACUGAAGGCAGGGCGGGGGCGUGGGAGGCCUCCCGAGGAGGCCCGGCUUGAGAGAGAGCGUGGGGGGGAGGGCGUUGUUCGUCGAUGACGUAUUUCCGCUUCUGGUCUCCCUGGUCGUUUUUGGUUGGAUCGGCUCGUUGCGGGGAGGGAGGGGGAAGAUUGUUUGCUGCCUAGAAGCUCCGCGGACGGGAAUGUAAACUGAGCUCACCAGAGACGCUCAUCCUACAGCCUCAGUUCGGGCCCAACCUUCUCUCUCCAGCUGCCACCACAGCCUGGAGGCGCCUGCCUCCACCCUCCCGAAUGGUGCUCCUCCUAGCAGGCCUCGGCCCAGGAUCCAAGCCCCCUUUGCCCUCAGCCUUGGAGCUGUUGCUCCGGGUUUCUCAUAGUGGACUCCCUGUGGCGGGAAGGGAAGAACUUUUGCACAGACAAGGCUUCAGCUCUAAGAACCCCACUGACAACUUGAAUGUCAACUCUAACCUAGUGUGAGGUUCUUCCUCUGCCCACCUUUUCUGCCUUUUGAGAAGAGAAACCCUUCUCCUGGCCGUCUAGAACCCAGGAAGCCCCAAGCUGGGGCCCUGGUCCCAGCAUGUCAGUCCUCUCUUGUGCGUAGGGCUCUGCCCUCUCCCUGUCAGCAUGGCUGAGCUCAGACAGGUUCCAGGAGGGCGGGAGACCCCACAGGGGGAGCUGCGGCCUGAAGUGGCAGAGGAUGAAGUCCCUAGGAGCCCAGUCGCAGAAGAGCCAGGAGGAGGUGGAAGCAGCAGCAGUGAGGCCAAAUUGUCCCCAAGAGAGGAGGAAGAACUGGAUCCUAGAAUACAGGAGGAGCUGGAGCACCUGAACCAGGCCAGCGAGGAGAUCAACCAGGUGGAACUUCAGCUGGAUGAGGCCAGGACCACCUAUCGGAGGAUUCUGCAGGAGUCUGCAAGGAAACUGAAUACACAGGGUUCCCACUUGGGAAGCUGCAUCGAGAAGGCCCGGCCCUACUAUGAGGCUCGGCGGCUGGCUAAGGAGGCUCAGCAGGAGACACAGAAGGCAGCACUGCGGUAUGAGCGAGCCGUCAGCAUGCACAACGCUGCUCGGGAGAUGGUGUUUGUGGCUGAGCAGGGCGUCAUGGCCGACAAGAACCGACUGGACCCCACGUGGCAGGAGAUGCUGAACCAUGCCACCUGCAAGGUGAAUGAGGCGGAGGAAGAACGGCUUCGAGGUGAGCGGGAGCACCAGCGAGUGACUCGGCUGUGCCAACAGGCGGAGGCUCGGGUCCAAGCCCUGCAGAAGACCCUCCGGAGGGCCAUCGGCAAGAGCCGCCCCUACUUUGAGCUUAAGGCCCAGUUCAGCCAGAUCCUGGAGGAGCACAAGGCCAAGGUAACAGAACUGGAGCAGCAGGUAGCUCAGGCCAAGACGCGCUACUCAGUGGCCCUUCGCAACCUGGAGCAGAUCAGCGAGCAGAUUCACGCGCGGCGCCGCGGGGGUCUGCCGUCCCACCAGCUGGGCCCUCGGCGCUCCUCCCCCGUGGGGGCUGAAGCAGGACCUGAGGACAUAGAGGACGGAGACAGCGGGAUUGAGGGGGCCGAGGGUGCGGGGCUGGAGGAGGGCAGCAGCCUGGGGCCCGGCCCCGCCCCCGACACCGACACCCUGAGUCUGCUGAGCCUGCGCACGGUGGCUUCGGACCUGCAGAAGUGCGACUCCGUGGAGCACUUGCGAGGCCUCUCGGACCACGUCAGUCUGGACGGCCAAGAGCUGGGAAGCCGGAGUGGAGGGCGCCGGGGCAGCGACGGCGGAGUCCGUGGGGGUCGGCACCAGCGCAGUGUCAGCCUGUAGUCGAGGGACCGGGGUUCCUGGCUUGUAUCUGCUAUCCUGGGCCGGUCGGGGCCCACAGGCUUCUCACGCCCUCUCCUCUGGGGCCUUGGCUUCCCGGAGGUCCCCUUCUCCAGUGCUUCCCUGGAGAGGCCAGCUGUGUUCGAGUCCUCUGUGCCUGCCCUGGCGUUCUCUCAGCCUCCCCCUUCCCUUCAGCAGGCAGCUCUCUCUGCCUUACCCAUGCGGAAGGCUUGCCGUCGGCGCUCUGCCUGCCCCUCCUGCUGGCUCAUCACGAUCUGCAGGGCACUGACCCUUUGCUUUCCCUUUCUCCUCCCUCUCCUUCCAUCUGUUUGGCUUCUUCCCUCAGGGAACUUGGUCUGGAAGGCACGGGGAAGCUCAUCAGAGAAAAUGGGUGCUGGGCCUGCGCACUUCGGUCAGAGGGGAUGGACAGGCACCCUCCCGCUGGUUUUCUGGCCCCGCCGCCUUCCCAAGGCGACUCUGGAGGGCACCGUGGGUAUGCCGCUGAGCCCUGCACCCCCGUCCUCUUCCAGCCUGCGCGUGUGUGACCUGUGCGACGUACUGCGCGCCUUGGGAAGACACCGCCUUUCCCUUCAGCGUUCCCUGUCAUGACCCGAGGCGCUCUGCAAUGUGUGCCCCAAAGCGGAACUUACAGGACCUGCAGGAAGCUGGUGUCGGGGAGAGAAACCCAACCCCACUGUCAACACGGGACAUCCCGCACUCCAGACUGGUCCCUGUGGGUGUGGUGUUGGCUGGGCUGGGUCCUUUACAUUGCCAAGGUGCUAGUGGGUCCCUAAGACGGCCUGUGGUGGGGUGAAGUCAUGAGGUCCUGAAGGCUGAGACCCUGUCAUUGCCAGCCUCACUUGCUGCACAGUUGUGUUUACUUUUUCUGGGUAGAGGAUGCUGAACUGACUCAGCACCGUCCUGCAGGGCGGGGUUAGGGAAUUUGGUGCUCAAUUGCUCUCCCUUGCUCUUACCCAAACUCAGUACCUACCGCAGGAUCCCUCGGGGCACACUCAAGCUUGUGCCAACCCUCUUAACUUCCUUUGUUACAGGGAGGGGUUGGCCUGGGGUGAAAAGUCCUGCCCUCCGCGGGGAGCAGCUCCAGCUGCCUGGGACAGUGCUCCCGGUUUGUAGGGAAGCCACACCAGAUCUGGGUGCCUUGGGAGAACCGGUCCGUCCUUUUGACCCACCCCAGGAGAGUGGAGAGCUCUUGUCUAGGCCCAUGUUCUGCCAGCGACCGGGAUGAGUGGGCCUCUGGACUGCACACGGGGUCUGCAGGUCGAGGGAGGUUGGUCACGAUGAGAACCUCGGGGUUUGAGGUGGCCGUGGGCAGAGCAGAAAGGGGGAGGGUGUGGGUGUGCGUGCGUGCACGUGCUGGUGUGUAAGGGGGAAAGGGUCUUUACUGGUUUUAUUUAAAUAAAGUAGUUUAUGUAACAGUUAA
Molecule: messenger RNA, 3974 nt
Organism: Piliocolobus tephrosceles (Ugandan red Colobus)
Lineage: Eukaryota; Metazoa; Chordata; Mammalia; Primates; Cercopithecidae
Gene: SH3BP5L
Product: SH3 binding domain protein 5 like
Exons: 7
Coding region: 1355-2536 (393 amino acids)
Biological process (GO): intracellular signal transduction
Cellular component (GO): cytoplasm
Molecular function (GO): protein kinase inhibitor activity
Source: RefSeq, a predicted model, not a curated record